CACAACUCUCCUCUUCCCCUAUUACUCCCAACAAAUUCCAUUAUCUCUUCCAAGCUUAAAGGAGCUCCAUCUUGUUCCCAAUGGCUUCAUGCUUAACCAAGUUCGAGCAAAUCUUCAACCGUUUCGAUGCCAACGGCGAUGGCAAGCUCUCGCCGUCAGAGCUCCGAAGCCUACUGAGGAGCAUAAGCCAGGAAUUGAGUCCUGAGGAAGCUGAGGCUGUGGUUGAGUCUACUGAUUUAAAUGGUGAUGGGUUAUUGGAUAUCAAUGAAUUCGCUAAAUUUGUGGGCGACAGAAGAGAGACAGAGGGAGAAGAGAUGGAGUUGAGGGAGGCGUUUGAGAUGUAUGUGAUGAAGGAUGAGGGAUACAUCACUGCAAAUAGUUUGAAGAGGAUGUUAAGUAGGUUGGGGACACCAAGGGCAAUAGAGGAGUGUAUGGGUAUGAUUUGUAGGUUUGAUGGUAAUGGUGAUGGUGUUCUUAGCUUUGAUGAGUUUAAGGCUAUGAUGAUUUGAAUUACUAAUUAAGGUUUCAAAAGGCCAAGUGUAUAUGUAUUCCAAGUUGUUUGCUUCUUAUGUCAAGAAAGUAUUUUGAAUUGUUUGUAAAAUUGCUUUUAUUUGCUGUAAGAAGUCUUUUAUUUGA
Molecule: messenger RNA, 636 nt
Organism: Asparagus officinalis (garden asparagus)
Lineage: Eukaryota; Viridiplantae; Streptophyta; Magnoliopsida; Asparagales; Asparagaceae
Product: putative calcium-binding protein CML19
Exons: 1
Coding region: 81-509 (142 amino acids)
Molecular function (GO): calcium ion binding
Source: RefSeq, a predicted model, not a curated record